CUGGGACUCCUUGAGCGAUACAUCACGAUUGGAUGGCAUGCCUGUUCUUUUUUCCGGGGCGACAAAGGAUUGAAACUUUUUCGGGACUUUCUGAUGGCGCUCAAGCAAGCGAUGACUCUCAUAUCUCCCUGUAGUAGCUCGUCAUAUUCAAACAUUUUUUUAACAUCGCAUAUCAAGACACGUCACGUGCUGCUCUGGACACGCCGACUCGUCGCGCGGCGGCCUGGCGCUACUGCCGUCCUCAUCCUCGACGCAGACUUACCUAGCGUUGGCUUCGUCGGAAUGGUGCAUCCCUGUCCCUCUUUGCAGCUCCACAUGUCAAUCACAGUACCAGGCCCAUGGAUAUCACCGAGGUUGCACCUCUUUUGUACCCAGGAACUGUGUUGUCGCGCCGCGCGAGCCACUGUUCACGACGCUUUUGCACCCCUCCCCGACCUGCUUGCGCCGUGGAUUUUCUUGGAAACCGCUCGAGGAGGAUCUAGUCAAAGACAUCAUCAUGAGAUACGCUCAUUUAAAAAGAAAGAAAACGCAUUCCGGUUCUCUCCGGAAUCCUGCGUUAUUUAGACGUAACUCUUAUCUGAUGCUCCGCAUAUUCGGCGAGUGCUCGACGAGGCCAGUU
Molecule: messenger RNA, 619 nt
Organism: Microdochium trichocladiopsis
Lineage: Eukaryota; Fungi; Ascomycota; Sordariomycetes; Xylariales; Microdochiaceae
Exons: 1
Coding region: 94-564 (156 amino acids)
Source: RefSeq, a predicted model, not a curated record